AUGCUUUGCAAGCUCCCGGAGUCCAUCUUCUCGAGACAUCGAGCCAAAAAUGGCGGCGCCCAAGAAAAAGUCGGACAAGGCCCGGCUGUCCUCGACCUUGACCUCCAAGUCCUCCAAGAAGUCUUCCGUCGACCCUCCCCGAAACCCUUCAAGCCCGCGCCCGAGGCCCUGCAGACGCACUUUGCAGAGAAGCACCUCGACCCUACCCACGUAUACGUCUGCCACGUGGACGAGAAGCCCAAGGACCUGAAGCGCAAGGUGUUCCUCGUGCCCGUGGCCAUGAACCUGGCCGUGGCCGCGCUCUUCCUCUGGCGCGCCCAGUACAUCCUACCCUACUACUACAAGCUCGCGCAAUCUGCCCUCGGCCACCCCAACGAAACCACGUUCGCCCCGGCCGACCACACGUGGCGCGAGAUCGGCUGGGAGCUCUUCCGCCGCGCCGCCGCCUUUACCCUCGACCUCAUUCUCGAGAUCUACGUCCGCCGCAGCCGCGAGUGGGACCGCGACCUCGACGCCCUCGUCCACGGCUCCCCCGAGCUCCGCCAGACCUUUCUCGGUGUCCUGCGCGCCGCCACCGCCGCCCGCCUCAUCGGCGAGAAGACGGGCUACCUCACCAUGAGCGGCCAGUGGGACCUCGACUGGGCCGCCAUGGUCUCGGCCCACCACCUCGAGCGCAGGCGGCAGGUCUUUGCCUUUAGGGAUGCCCUGACCGCCCUCGACAAGGAACACCUCUUCUUCCGCUGGAUCGAGAUUGUUCAGUUUGAGAGCACGCGGCCCGGUGGCUUCGGACCCGAAAAACAGACUGAAGUAGCGACCAAGAUCCGCGAGCUGUUCACCAGCGAAGGUGUCAACUUUGACGAGCUCUGGGCCGAGACGGUUGGGUCCGAUAGCAUCGUCGGCAUGUAA
This is a messenger RNA of Parascedosporium putredinis, 906 nucleotides long. The record is from the annotation of a GenBank genome assembly. Lineage: Eukaryota; Fungi; Ascomycota; Sordariomycetes; Microascales; Microascaceae.